AUGGCGACCCAGGAUCAAAACAGUCUCGAGAGCGAGCAAGACAUAUUGUUAUUGCAUGAAAAAAUCUUGCAGGAAAACAACCGCUUCUCUCUAACCCAGCUUUCCCAAAAAGUAAACGAUGCUCAGAAUGACCAGCUUCGCUCUCGACACACGUCAAACACAAAGAUUCAGCGAAUGAAGCCUUCAUCGACUGCUCCUGCUGUGUCGACACUAUCGACCAUGGACUCGCCAGACCCACAACAUGUCGCGCCGCCGCUAGUCAUGCAUACCACCUUUCACGGCUUCCCUGUGACGAGCGAUCUCGAUGGCGAUACGCAGCCAAUGCCUUCGCAGUUCUACAAAAACUUCAACAGCGGCCUCGGAGCGGAAGAAGAUACCCAGUUCGACGACCAGACAGCGCCGGACACGGAGCAAGAGACACCGCAGAUCGACUUGAUGCAACACUGGCAACAAACCACCUACCACGAGCUCUCUAGCGACGAUGAGGAAGAGAAAGACGAAGGUCAAUACUUCCUCAGCUCUGUCGCGAGGCCCACGUUCCCGAAAACGCCUGCUACAGCUGGUCGCAAACGCAACCAUCGCGGAGAUGUUAUUCCUUCCACCACGAGCACAAAGACGCCGGGCUCUGGUGGCAUGUCGGCUUUCGCUUUCGGCAAUGCCGCACCUUUGACUGGCACUCAAUUGUUUCAGGCCACACAAGCACCUUCGAGUCCUGUCCCCGACGUUCCAAGAAGUGAUCCCGUGCUGAGCCGACCAAGCCCCAACAUCAGACAGAGCUCGCCUGGACAGAAUCUGGCCUUCUCGUCACCACUGAAGGGUCUGGCCCCUAGUCCAAGUCGGUCAGCCAAUAUGCUAGGCAGACUGAGCAGGCCAGGAACAAGAGACGGUCUUCUACAGAAUAUUGUUGGUACUGUUAAUGGUGUAGAAGAGCGAGGUGAGAAUGAAUGGGAAUAUCACGACCGUGAAGGAGUCAGCCUCGAGGAUCAAGACGCGUCACACAGCCCGACAGGCGAUUCGAUGGAUGAGUAUGACGAGUUUGCUCAGUCGAUAAGAUUCAGUCAGCGACAGGUCUCGUCCUCGCCACAACCUGAUGUGUCCGAUGAAGAGGACGAUCAUGCCGAGUCUUCGAGCCGUACUUCGACGCAUUCAGCUCAGGAGGACGAAGAUGUUGACAUGAUACAUGCUUCGGGUCCUUCGGCUCCCUCUGGUCGGCAAGAAAGUUCACACCAGUUGCCCACCACACAGAUGCUAGGCCAAGUCGCCGAGACCAAUGAUUACGCUGUCGCAGAUUCUCAGCCCACCAGACAAGAGGAGACCCAACGUCCACCACCCUUGGUCGAGCCGUCUUCCAUGUCAUCGAUCGUCCCUGGCUCGUAUCCUCUGAGCCAAACAACCCAGCGCUUGAACGUGUUGAAGCGUGAUGCUGCAGACUCGUCAUCCAUCCCAAAACCACCACCGACUACAAGCCAAAUCGCACCCCAGACGCAGAACCGUCUCCCGAGUAGUCCUCCUCAGCUUCCUGCUGUCUCCAGAGGCUUGGAUGAGCCAGAGCCGCUGAAGCUCAACGGUCAGGCAGGAACAAAUGAGGAUCGCGCAGGUGCAUCUUCGCCUCUGCCAGAGACACAGCUUGCACCAUCUCAGAGAGCGAAAGAGGUGAAGGGAGACAGUCAUCAGCAGAGCUCUAAUGUCCCAGACACUGAUCCAGUGGACAACAACCGCUCGUCAAACAAUCGCACAAAUGCCAAUGCUUAUGACCCUUUGCCCGAUGUUACACCCGCACAACAGCAGGUGCCGAAGCCCGCCUCGAGCACUGGCGUUUCUUCUAUCUCGCAAUUUGACAAGCAUCGCGCAAGCCAAUUGCAGACUCAAAGCCAAGUCCAAAGCUCGAUUUUGAGUGCUGAAAGUCCGCGCAAGGCUGCCGGUAUUCUCAACUUUGCGGACAUCGCACAGGACCCCACACCUCCCAAUGCUGCGGGCAAGGACUUGGAUUUGGACAUUGAUAUACUAUCAGGCGACGAUCACGAUUUCAUGGAUGCCAUGUCCUCCCCGCCUGCGAAGAAGAUGCGCCUGUAUGGCAAGAAGGGCCGACAGUUGGAGAGAACUAAAUCCAAGGCAGAUGUCAAGAGUCCGGUGAAGCCGAUCGUCUCAGCACUAACGAGCCCAGUGAAGGCGGCGGCUAGGAUGGUCACCUUCCAUGAAGAGGUCAACCAAGGUGAAGAGGAGGAGAAGAUACCUGAGACAUCGAACAAUAAUGUGGAUGCUCCUCCACAACCCGCCCCGGCAGUUUUACAACAUUCGGAGACAGCGAGCACCAUUGACCCAACAUCACAACAACACAAGCCGACCGAUGCAUCACAAGAGAAUCCAUCCGAGGCAGUCCACGACCCAUCGCCCGGCAUUACCGAGCCUGUUGCAACAGAGCUGGUAGACAGAUCCGCAGACGCACAGCAGGUGAGAGAAACUGACUCGCGAGACGACGAAUCGCAUUCGCAUCAGCCUACUCCGACCAGUAACGAGCAUCAAAAGCCCCUGUCGCCCUCCCACGAAAGGGAACAAGCUGGAGCUUCUGCGCUAUCCAGAGCCCGCGAAAAUGUGCUCGCUCGAAAGUUGGUCGACCCAAGGACCCCCACCGGCAAGAAUAGUCCGGGGAGACUGGUGCGACCAAAACGUAGAACUUCCGAUCAGAGUCCGCUCCGUACACCUAUAUCCAGAAGACAGGAGGCUGCGAGUGGACCUAGAUCAAAGUUAUCGCAUGUCCGGCGUAUUUCGCAAAGUGAGGCUCCUCGUUCCGCAACUGCGCAAGCUGAGUCUGAUGCCCAAGUAAUUCCGACUCGGGAGGAAGCGAUCACCACGCCCAUGCAAACAGAUAUCGCUGCUGACUUGAUCAUCACGGACGCCACCUCGGAGCAUAACGAAGCACAGGAUGAGAGUACAGAUUCGAAGACGGAAGUCACGCAGCCCGACCGAGUACUAGCUCUCUUCAAGGGCACUGGACAAGCUUACUAUCCAGCUACAUGCCUCGGAGCCGCUACUCUUGAUGGGCUCAAACUUCGCAUACGCUUCGACGACGGCACUAUCACUCAGCUGGACUCCUUCCUCGUGCGACGACUUGAUUUGAGACGUGGUGAUCAAGUCAAGGUCGAUCUCCAAGGUAUGCGUAACAAGGUCUACGUUGUUGUUGGCUUCCAGGAUAGAAUUAAGGAUAUUGAUCCUGAGUCGUACCCCAAGACCGAUGUGCACAGCUUUGAGACAUUGCAGUUGGUGCCAAAGGAUCGCGACAGUGUUGCAGAAGUGCCUCGGGCGGAAACUGCAGCAAUACUCAGAGUACCCGUGACAAGCGCCUAUCUCACACAGACUAUGUGGGUCCGUUUCGAAGGUCGAGACUAUCUGCCAUCUACGGCGAGCAUGACCACCAUUGCGACUGGAAACUCAUCUCGUCCGCAGACGCCUGUACCUCAAAACACUGCUCUUGCAACUCCGGCCUCAAGAACCAGAAGAGGUACCGUGAUUUCGGUCCAUACUUCGACCAACACCUCUAUAGGGUCCUUGGCACGACCAGACUUCGCUCCACCACUGCCAUCUGGUCGUGGCAUUUUCUCCGGCAUGGCCUUUGCAGUGUCAUACAGCGCAGACUCGCCAGAGAAGAAACGCGUCCUACAGCUCAUACAGUCACAAGGUGGUCUGACGCUUGAUAAAGGCUUUGAUGAGCUCUUCUCUGUUCGCGAUCUCAGCGAUGAUCCUGAAGAUACAGAGACUCCUACAUCGUCCGCGACUGAUGAAGCCGACGCUUUGAUCUUGUCCUCUCGUGCUCAGACUCUUGGGUUUGUGGCGCUCAUCGCAGACAAGCAUUCCCGCAGAGCCAAGUACGUUCAAGCGCUCGCUCUUUCCUUGCCGUGUCUUUCAGGUCGCUGGAUCCUCGAUUCGGUUACCUCAGCCGCACCACUACCAUGGAGCAAAUACCUUCUCCCAGCAGGUGAAUCAGUAUUCCUCUCCGGCGCUGUGCGAAGUCGUACCCUCGAUCCAUAUCUCCCUAAUACAGUCAAGCUAGCACAAACAGUACAAGAUCGAGAAAGAUUACUCCAGGGUGGUAGAGUACUUCUCGUCAGUGCAGGAGCAGGAGGCAGGAAAUGGGAAGCCAGACGCGCUUAUGCCUUCCUUACCAUCGCACUCGGAGCUAGUGUUGUCCGCAGGGUUUCUGGCCUUGACUCUGCUAAACGCAUCCUAGACGCUGAAGAGGGAUGGGGCUGGGUAUAUGUGGAAGGCACUAUCGAAGAAGCUGAGAACGUGCUCUUCAAAAACGGCAGUGUCGAGGACGUAGGCACGGGCAAAAAGAGCAAGAAGAGAAAGAGAGAAGAUGACGGUAGAGAGAAGAUGGUUGCUAUUGGCCGUGAAGGCAAGGUUAAAAUCGUGGGUGAUGAGUUUGUGGUGCAAAGUCUGAUUCUCGGAGACUUGAUGUUGUAGACAUGGUCACUUUGAGCGCGGCGUUCAAGGGGCAUGGGAGGUAUGGGAAGAGGAAAACACAAUUGGGGUAUUCGCCAUACAAUGGAUUUAGCUGAGAUGGAAUACACUUAUGAUCGCAGACAACAUUUUGUUCGCAGGAACACGAUAGAGGAUAUAUGAGACGCUCGUAUAUCACUGAAAAGACCGGUUUCUCUUGCCUCCAUUAUUGCAGGGGUAUAGGGUUCUCCCACCUCAUCCCCUACGACCCCGCAACGAAAUUGCUCUACCAUGAAGACCACAAAGAAAGUGGAGAUGAAGGGGUCUUCUAGUGCUUGUGCAGAUUCAUGCAACAAAGACCGAUCAAUGGACCAUCACAAGCCUGUCGAAAACUUCAUAAACUCAUUGUUCGUCUGACUCUCUUUGUGCUUAUAACUCAGCGGCAUACAAAAGAAAUACAACAGCCCCCUCGC
Messenger RNA from Aureobasidium subglaciale EXF-2481, 4910 nucleotides. RefSeq lists its product as uncharacterized. Gene Ontology annotation, molecular function: histone binding. Gene Ontology annotation, cellular component: nucleus. The record is from RefSeq and is a predicted model, not a curated record. The transcript has 2 exons. NCBI's taxonomy places the organism in Eukaryota, Fungi, Ascomycota, Dothideomycetes, Dothideales, Saccotheciaceae. Bases 1 to 4461 code for a protein of 1486 amino acids. Gene Ontology annotation, biological process: positive regulation of transcription by RNA polymerase II; DNA damage checkpoint signaling.